Vicia villosa (hairy vetch) is the source of this 1874-nucleotide messenger RNA. RefSeq lists its product as uncharacterized. Bases 59 to 1510 code for a protein of 483 amino acids. The record is from RefSeq and is a predicted model, not a curated record. The transcript has 14 exons. Gene Ontology annotation, biological process: amino acid transmembrane transport. Lineage: Eukaryota; Viridiplantae; Streptophyta; Magnoliopsida; Fabales; Fabaceae.
UUUGUCACACACCAAAACAAAACACAAUGUCAAAUUGAGCUACAAAAACAUAUAUAAAAUGGUGUAUUGUUCUUCUCUCUCACCAUUCUUCCAUAUUCCAACUUUUUUGAUCCAACAAAGGAAACAACAAUUAUUAUUUAAGCCUCCUCCAUUUCUUCAUCAAACUAACCUUCCUUCUUCUUUAACUUUGAGUAGAAAAAAUCAUCUCAAAUGCUUCUCAAAACAAAAAGAAACUCAAUCUAUACAAGAAGAAAAAGAAAAAGAAGAAGAAGAAGAAGCAGCAGCAUUUCAAUUUGAGCGUUUGUUCUCAAACAUUAACCAAGCCACUUUAAAGAGAGAGCCUGGAAGCUUAUCUAGUGCAAUUUUCCUGGUUGCAGGAACUACAGUAGGUGCGGGGAUACUUGCUAUUCCUGCAGUGACACAAGAAUCAGGCUUUUUAGCAUCCACAGUUACUUGCAUUCUUUGUUGGUUAUUCAUGGUUGUUACAGGUUUGCUCCUUGCUGAAGUAAAUGUCAACACCAUGUGUGAUCUUGGUUCUGGCGGCGUAUCAUUGGUAUCUAUGGCUAGAAGAACUUUAGGGACAGUAGGAGUUCAAAUUUCAUGUUGGUCAUACAUCUUCAUCCAUUAUGCAGUUUUGGUUGCCUAUAUAGCUCGUUCUUCGGAUAUCUUGACAAAUUUUCUUCACAUUCCAAUAUGGGAAAGUGGAACUCUGAUUUCAUUGAUUUUUGGAGGGAUAUGCUUCUUUGGAAGCCAGCGCUUUAUUGGUGCAAUUAACGGAGUUCUAGUAAUUGGAAUCAUCGGUUUUUUUGUAGCUCUUGUGGCAGUUGCAAGUGGAAACCUUCAUUUGGAUGCUCUUUUAAAAGCAAACUUCCAAGCAGUUCCUAUGAGUAUACCAAUUAUUGCACUCUCAUUUGUUUACCAUAAUGUUGUACCUGUUCUUUGUACAAAUCUUGAAGGAGACUUGAUAAAAGUAAGGAGUGCAAUAGUACUAGGCACUGGUAUACCUCUUGUUCUGUUUCUUAUUUGGAAUGGUGUUAUCUUAGGAACUGUUGGUGACAAUCCAAUGGGAUUAGAUCCAUUACAACAGUUGAGAUCUUCAAAUGGAACAAUUGGACCUAUAGUUGAGGUCUUCUCAUUUCUUGCAAUUGCUACUUCUUACAUUGGAUUUGUUUUGGGUUUGACAGACUUUCUAACAGACUUGCUGAAUCUCCCAACAGGCCAGAACAGACCUCUUCCAUAUAUACUAACUUUAAUUCCACCACUUAUACUCUCAUUAUUGGACCCUGAAAUAUUUUUCAAAGCCUUGGACUUUGCAGGAACAUAUGGAGUGUUGCUGCUUUUCGGAGUUAUUCCGGCCGCAAUGUCAUGGUCUGAUAGGAACUCAAAUUCAUCUUCAUCUGCGAAACUACCUGAACUAGUUCCAGGAGGGAGGAUAACCCUACUAAUGGUGCUUGGUUGUUCAAGCUAUGUUAUUCUUUCUGAAUUAUUUGAGAACUUCCAGCACCUUUGAGAAAGCAUCAUCAUACGAAUAUAUUUUCUUACACCUUUUUGUCUGAUUCUGUUUGUAAUUAUUAUUAAAGCAUAUUAAAAGUUUUAUAGUGAAAAGUUAUAUACAAAUACUAUUCCAAUUUGAUAAAAUUUGAGCUCAAAUUCUUGUAACUUAUUUUGAUUUUUCUAUUAUUUUAAGUAUAUUUGAAGGGGUGUGUACAUAUUAUGAACUGUCCAUUUUGAAUCCAAUAAACUCCAUAACCAAAAGUAGUGGUUCAAUUGAGUUUCUCCAGCCUGGCAAAGAUAGUGGAUCAAUUUGCAUUUGAUUGCAAUGACCAAUUAUACUACAAUGGGACAAAACAUAUAUAUAAAUCUUGUCCUUGAUG